Synchiropus splendidus (mandarinfish) is the source of this 1726-nucleotide messenger RNA. Its product is annotated as LHFPL tetraspan subfamily member 2a protein-like. The coding region runs from base 267 to 935 and encodes 222 amino acids. The transcript has 3 exons. The record is from RefSeq and is a predicted model, not a curated record. Gene Ontology annotation, cellular component: membrane. Lineage: Eukaryota; Metazoa; Chordata; Actinopteri; Syngnathiformes; Callionymidae.
GGGUGACUGUCGAGCUCCUCUGGUGCUGAGCUCAUUCUUCUCCGAGGCAGACGGAGAUGAUGUUGACCUCUGAACACAGGAGCUACAUCUUCCCAUCCAGUGUCUGUAAUUCUAGUGGCUUGUGAUAUCGCAGUAUUUCUGAGAAACCCUUCCUUGAUCAUUUAGCUUUUAGGAUGUCAUGGUGAGGUCAUGGCUGAGGGAAGCUGUUUCGGUGCGUUGUAGCUGUCUCCAAACGUCGACUGGAGAGCCUUGGUGAACCAUCAACCAUGUGUCAUGUGAUCGUGACGUGCCGCUCCAUGCUCUGGACGCUGCUCAGCAUCGUCGUGGCGUUCGCUGAGCUCAUCGCCUUCAUGAGCCCCGACUGGCUGCUGGGGUCCCCGCGCCCCGACUCCAGUUCCAGCAGGACAGGAGGGGACCCGGGAGAGUACCGGCCGUCUCUGGGCCUCUACAGCCGUUGCCUGCGUGUGGGCAGCAGGGCGGCCGGGGUCAGCUGCGGACCUUACGCCGGGACUUUUGCGGAAGUGGCCAGCGGCUUCUGGCAGGCAGCCAUGCUGUUCCUUGCAGCGGGCACCCUGGUGCUGGGGAUUGUGGCCUGCAUCUCCAUCUUUAGCUUGUGCUUCCAGAGCAUCUUGAAGAAAAGUUUAUUCAACAUCUGCGGCCUGAUGCAAGCCAUCGCAGGUCUCCUGCUGAUGGUGGGUCUCAUGCUGUACCCGGGCGGCUGGGGGUCAGACAAGGUCAUCAGCUAUUGCGGCAAGGAGGCCUCGCCAUUCAGACCAGCUCAGUGCACGCUGGGCUGGGCCUUCUACACGGCCAUCGGAGGAACUCUGGCCACGUUCCUCUGCGCCGUACUGUCCGCCCAGGCCGAAAUCGCCACCUCCAGCGACAAAGUGCAGGAGGAGAUAGAGGAGGGGAAGAGUCUCAUCUGCCUUCUCUGAGUUCAUCACAUUGUUCAAGCCAGUUCCAGGGACUUGGUUUCCUGCAGCUUGCCUUCAACAUAGUUGACAUUUUGCCUGUCCAUCAUCAUCAAGAGACAAUUUCAACCUGGACUGAAACAGGUUUUGGGUAGACUUUAGAACUCACAGUAGAAGUACAAGUCAUUUCUUUGAACAGGUUUUUUUUCACAAGCCUCAAUGCUAAUGUUGUCUGUGGUUUGUUUCCUUGUAGCGGUUUUCUUACCUGCCUUAAAACUGGCCUGCGGAAUGAAACGCUAAAAAGUCGCUACGAAGUCAAUGUUUGUGGCCGUAAACACGCGGGAGCCCCUCAGCGUCAGCAGCUGUGCCCACUAAAUCAGCGGGCGCACGCGCACGUGUGAUGACACAAAUCGUUGGCCAGCAGCUCGGGGUAACGCCAAAUGUGGGACACAUUAGGGAUGAUUUGCUUCAAAGGGAAUUCCUCUCGUAAAAGAGGUUGUUGCAGCUUAAUAACUUUCAGAGCCUCUCUCUGUUGCCACACGUGUAAAGAGAAACCGAGAAAGACAGAAGUUCGUGUUGUGUUUAAUAUUUAGAGCUAAAAGUUUUGAUCUUUAAGAUGAAAAAGGUGUCCUCUGUCAGCCAUUGUAGAUAAAGUGCAAUAGUGGAGCUGUAGUAUGUUGAUGGGUGUAAGUUGUUGUAGUUAGCUGUUUUUGUUACAUUAACAAGAGUAACAGCGUUCAUGGCACAUCGCGGUUCAUGUUCUGUAUGUGGAGAGAAAGUAUGUGUUUGAUAUUAAAACCAUUUUAACAUUCUGG